AUGGGUUCUGAUAACAAGUUCUUCAAUCUCUCUGAAGUCUCUGUGCAUAACAACGCCAAAGACUGUUGGGUGAUUAUCGAUGCCAAGGUAUACGAUGUGACAAAUUUCUUGGCAGAUCAUCCUGGUGGUGAUGAGAUCUUGUUGGCAGCCGCAGGCAAGGAUGCAAGUGAAGAAUUUGAGGAUGCGGGUCAUGGUAGUGCUGCAAGGUUAAUGUUGGACGAAUUCUAUGUUGGAGAGGCUAAUUCAUCGACCAUCCCGAAAGCCACCCCCUACAAGCCUUCAAAGCAACCUAAACAAAUACACAACGAUGAGGAGAAGUCAUCCAAUCUCAUCAUCAAGCCUCUGAAAUUCCUCCUACCUUUUGCAAUCUUGGGUUUGGCUUUUAGCAUUCAUUUCUACAUAAGAUGA
Messenger RNA from Ilex paraguariensis (yerba mate), 408 nucleotides. The record is from the annotation of a GenBank genome assembly. NCBI's taxonomy places the organism in Eukaryota, Viridiplantae, Streptophyta, Magnoliopsida, Aquifoliales, Aquifoliaceae.